AUUUUAUAAAAAAAAAAUUGCUCCACAAGAAAAUAAAAAAAAGGCUUGUUAACCAUCUCACUCAUUUAAAGCAUGGCCAGAAGUUUACGAUCGCAGACCAAGAAACGCUACCGAUCUAUUAAGCGAGAACAAGUGUUCAAGCCUGUGGAGGACGCACGUUUGAAGCGAUUGGCGAAAGCACAAGCUGAAGCGGCCAACAAACCCAAAGUAGGCGAUCAUAUGGAGGAGGACAAGCCUGUGACCGAGGAAAAGAAUGCGGAUGCCAUGGUGGACGAUGAACAGCCCAAAAAGAUCUCUACGGGUGGUGCUCGCAGUCAAAAACAGGCACGUAAACUCAAAGCAAGAAAAGGAAAGAGCAAAGGCUUCACCAAGUGGAGAAAAUAAUUGCAGCGUACCUUUAAUCUGUCUCUCUCUCUCUCACUGUCUUUCUCGUAUUUUUGCACUUUUCAACCCACAUAUUAUCCCACCCGAUAUCGAUCUAUCUUUCUCUCGUUUCAUUUAUCAACAUUAACAGUUCAUACAAUGUAUUUUUCUUUUGUUCAUCUUGCCAAAUCAAAGAGUCUUUCUUUUUUAUUUUGGUGUAUUUCAAAUGGGUAUGAUACUGUCAUUCCAAUGCCUUGAUUUUUAUGCAACUGUAAAAUGAUCCAUUUGAGAAGAAAAUAGACAUCGCCGAGUGCCAGUGUUUCUGAAAUAUUGCAUGGCAGUCACGUGGGCGUGGAGAAGGUUAAAAUGUCAAAAGAAUUGCGCUUUUUUCUUG
Molecule: messenger RNA, 757 nt
Organism: Radiomyces spectabilis
Lineage: Eukaryota; Fungi; Mucoromycota; Mucoromycetes; Mucorales; Radiomycetaceae
Exons: 2
Coding region: 73-384 (103 amino acids)
Cellular component (GO): preribosome, large subunit precursor
Source: RefSeq, a predicted model, not a curated record